AUGGUAGAAUCCCGGCAGGAGUUUGGGGGCAGAGAGGAGCUGCCCAACCCCGAUGAAGAGGACGAGGACGAUCCCAUCUACGUGCAUGGUGACGAAGGCUACAGCCCCAACCUCAGGGGCAACUACUUCCGAGAUGGGCAAACCAAGAUCGGGCCCUGCUCACCCCUGUGGCUGCGGCUGCAGGGGCUUCCGUUCGCCUGCGGGCGUCCCGCUGCAGAGCCGAGGCCACGCCCGCUGCAGUGCCGGGAAUCUCCGCUGAGGCUAGCGACUUCGUGCUGGUGUGGGAGGAGAAGGUGCGGCCCCGAAGAAGAGGAGGGGAAGCUGGCGGCUCACGAGGCCAGAGGCGACCGGCCACGCGGGCACCACGAGCACUGGAGGAGGAAGUUCCUCAACAACCUGAGAAAUGCCGGGCUGCUGAUGGAGAAGGAGGAGAUGCUGAGCGAGCGGAAAACCAUCCACUACCUGAAGCUGAGCGCCCCGUGGGACGUGCUGGUGUUCUACGCCGAGGAGCUGUGCCUGCGAGCGCCCCUGCAGGCCCAGCCCAACCCGGACUGGAACAGCUCCGCCGAGGUCCUGAGGAGACUCUGCAUCCCCAACGCCCUGCACCAGCACGUCCCCAACAAGCCCGCGGACUAUUACACCUGCGCCUUCCGCAGGUCCAAGCUGGACAAGUUCCUGGGCAGCGACUCCCGGGACUCCUACUUCAGCAACACGCAGAGACAUCGCAUCGUCUAUGAGAUCCUGGCUCGCACCAUCUACGGGAAGCGGAAACGUGCCGAGAUCGGGAUCAACCGGCUGCUGGACGAGCGGGUGUACGGCGCUGCCUUCCCGCUGCACGAGUGGGGCUGCUGGUACCGGUACCAGCCGCUGGAUCACAUCCGCCAGUACUUCGGGGAGAAGACUGCCAUCUACUUCGCCUGGCUGGGCCUGGUUGCCAUGGGAACCAACACGCCCGCGUGA
Messenger RNA from Mauremys reevesii (Reeves's turtle), 960 nucleotides. RefSeq names its product anoctamin-7-like. The record is from RefSeq and is a predicted model, not a curated record. Lineage: Eukaryota; Metazoa; Chordata; Testudines; Geoemydidae. The transcript is spliced from 10 exons. Gene Ontology annotation, cellular component: plasma membrane. Gene Ontology annotation, molecular function: chloride channel activity; protein dimerization activity. Gene Ontology annotation, biological process: chloride transmembrane transport. Bases 1 to 960 code for a protein of 319 amino acids.